AUGCCAUUUCUGAUUCCUGCCUUACUGUCGGGGGUUUGCGAUGCUCUAAUUUUGGUUUUGCAAGAGCAUCGGCUGGAGACGCUUUGGCUUUUGGAAGAUGAGUCCGCAUCAUUAUUACUGGACAAUAACAAUGGCACCUCCAAUGAAACCUACUACAAUCCACACCAUCAUCAUCGUCAUCACUAUGAUACCAAUCUGGAAGAAUCUUUAUCUGCAUCAUCUCUGGCGUCCAUAACGGUUCAUCGAGUGCAGUACUUGGCCAUUAUUGCCGUGGUUCGGUUACUGCUCUUGCUGUUCCCCUUGCCCUACCAUUCCUACACGGGAACCGCCAUUCGAUUUCCCGUGUUCUACCAUUAUCUGUAUGGCAUGACACUCGCAGCUGUGAUACUUCAUAUGCUGGCAUUGAGCAUGAUUGAUCCAGAUAGUUUGGCCACUCUGGCGGGUAUACACCAUCGCAAAGAAGGGACUCUGCCUCCUGAGGAAGAUUCGGAGGAUUUAUGGCAACAAGAAACAGAACUGGCCACACAGGAUAUGCUCAAUCGAAGCUGUUGGUGGAUUCUGUUCCUCUCUCUUAUCAGUGUUUGCAGUCACAUUGUCAUGCUCAUUCAUGUCCGAUCCACAGCACCUUCACCAUCCUACUUUUCCUUCUCGGGAGGCAAGAAGAAGAAAUUGGUAUACUACUACAAUCAAUGGAGAAACGUCAACAGCAGCAAUACUUCUCAACUAGAUCCAGAACAACCACAACCAUUACUUUCACAACAACCAACUGAGGAAGAAGGAAGAAAUCCAGUCGUCCCCAUGACACCGGAAAAUAAUGGCAACAACCUCAAGCGAGACAUUCCCACCAGUCCCAUUCAUAAGCUUUCCUCACAAUACGACGAAUUCAUGUCCGAAAUGCAAAAUCAAAUAUCCGGUCUCAAGAAAGAUUGGACGCACAAACUCGAUGAUUUCACACAACGACAUUUGAGGAGCCUCAGCGGUGGUGCGGGAGGAAGCAGAAAUGCAAUGCAACACAAUCCACUCUUGCCAUUGACGCCCUUUCGCGUAUUAUUGCAGCUAUUUGCCUACGAAGAUGUCAUUGACAGUGGAAAACUCGAUGCUGUCUUUGACAUGGAUCAAGGCCAAUCAUUGACGUUCUUUGUACCACAGUUAUUAUCGUUUUUGCUACAUGGAGCCUACUACGAAGCGGAUCCCACCAAAUUGGAACAAUGGAUUCUGGACAAGUGUGAGAGGCAUGCUCAUUUUGCACACAGAUGCUACUGGUUCUUGAGGGCCUGGUCGCUCGAACAGCCGGCGUAUCAUCCGACGACCAACAACUCGACAUCGCCAUUUCAACAAUAUUCACCUGGGAAUUCCACGGCAUCACUGCAGCAGCAAGGCACAACGCCAAGCAACAACAAUCAUCAGCAUAGAAGGAAUCAAUCCUCCGAAGAAGAUGCCGCAUUUAUUCUGUCCACACCACCACCAACUGAUGCAGGCCGGCGAUCCAGAAGCAGUUCCUUUGCCUCGAUCGGAGGGGCAGUGGGCAAUGCGACUCAUCAGAAACUCUUGCCGGAAGAACGAGCCGUCGUGGAAGGCCUCUUGUUGAAGGUCGUGCAGAAAGGGGGGGCGGCGGCACGAAUAUUGCAAUACGGGAGACCCAACCACAAAGUCACCGAUGAAAGGAAUGGCGGAACCCCCCAAAAGAACGGAAAGAAAAAGAGACGAGGCAAGAGAGACAAGGUCGUGCCACGAAACGGAACGAGCAAACCAGAAACACAACAACAACAAGCCAAUCCAGGAGAACCGAUUCCAGCGGGCAUCUUCUGGGACGAGGAUGUUUGCAUCGGUAGCGACAAAAACUACAAAGAUGACACGGACUUGGAAGAGAACCAGCCAAUGUCUUCCACUUCCCUGGUCUCGGAACUGGUCUUGACGCCCGAAAUGGAAGCGUCUUUGCCAGUAGAUCCCAAUACAGGAUUCCCUUCACAUCGGCAUCUCGAUGCCCUGAUGGUAUCGCACCGCUAUGGAUUUGUGCCACUGGUAACUGCCAAGCGAGAGCGAGAGCAGUCCAUGGUGCCUACUAGCACUCCAGCGUCGUCAGACUCGUUUCAAGCAACCCCGAGAUUUCUGGAUGCGCUGCUGUCUAUGGCGGAUGGACUGUUUCUGGUACCGCGGGAGCAACGAAAACGGGAACUGCGGCGACAAUUGCAAAAUAUAGAAGUGGAGAUGCUGCCAUCCAAUGCUGUUUAUGUUCCCAUUUCAAAUGUCUAUCAUCGAGUAUGGAGAAUCGUUUCCGAAGAAAGCAUUGCUUUGAACACUAAAGAACGCGUACCUUGCAUUAUUCUCUUGGAGGUGGUGGACUACGAAAAUGACUUGCAACGCAAGGUCGACAAAGCGAACAUAUCUGACGACGAGGAAAGCACCGACGAACUAGAUGAUGUUACAGAACCAUGGGACAGCAAGAGAAGUAAAGAGAAACGGACCCUGGAGCUACCGAAACUUGGGAUAGCAAAAAAAAAGACGAGGAAAGCUGACGCCCCGAUCAGUGACAGCAACAACUUGCAGGCACCAACCUUGCCAGGUUCGGCUGCUUCGGCCUUUUCGUUGCCCUAUUAUACCUUGAUGGGCGGAAUGACCGAGGCCGAAAUCGUCAAUCACUGGAGAUUCGCGAAGCGAGACCCACACCGUGGUGAAUCUAUCCUCGAUAAAAUCGCGCUGCCAUUGGAUAUGAAUCGCAUGAAAGAGAAGAUUCACCAGCUACGAGACAAACAAGAGGCGAUCCUUCACGAUUUAUUGCAUAUGACCAUGCCGGAUGAUCAGAAGCACAACGCUGGGAAACAAAGCGCUGUCGAACAGCCAGACCAUACUUCGGCCUCUCUCGAACAUGAUACAGAGGUUGCGGCUUUUCUAUGCAAUGAUGCGUACGAAGGGACAAAGAUGCUUGGGAGAUCCGCCGUCACAACAGAACAGGAUGAACAUGCUCGAGAUCUUUCGCCCGACAGACAUCCCACGCCUGCUUCCAUGGGUCAGUGGUCAUCUCCGAUAUCUGGUCGUCGCCGCACCAUUCUUCUAGACGACCUUGAAACUGUCGUGGCGGGGAAUAGCAGUGGACAAGACAACGACAACCUGACACCUGCUGCAUAUGGAUCCACCUACCAGGGAAGGGGGAAGGGAAAUGGCACGAAUGGACUUCCGCCUCGACCAGAUUCUCGAGUGGGCGACACCACGGACUCCCCCAAUCGAGGUGCAAAAUACACCAGCGCUAAGAACCAGCCGCAUAAGGUCAUCUUUCGAGAAAACUGGCAAGCAAAAGAAGAGAGGUUGCGCAAGAAAUCCGCUUUCGGAACUCAUCGAGGAUGGCGGGUGCUGCCGAUUCUUGUUAAGGCCAACGAUGACCUGCGGCAGGAGCAGUUGGCUUCGCAGCUGAUCCAGCGCAUGGCCUUUAUCCUAGCUCGGGAACGGGUGCCUGUGUGGCUAUGCCCUUACGAGAUCAUUGCCAUCACCGACACAGGAGGCAUCAUGGAAGCGAUUCCCGACACGAUAUCGCUGGAUUCACUGAAGCGAAACGACCCAAACUUUAUCGAUCUCAAGGCGUUCUUUCAUUCCUUUUUUGGCGACAACAUUGAGGACCUCGCGGAUGCCAAAUCCAACUUUGUGGAGAGUUUGGCUGCUUAUUCUAUCGUCACCUUCCUUUUGCAAAUCAAGGACAGACACAAUGGGAACAUUCUGUUGGACAAUCGCGGUCACAUCAUCCACAUCGACUUUGGCUUUUUCUUUCUGUCGUCACCAGGAAAGAAUACUGGCUUUGAAAGUGCUCCUUUCAAGCUGACGAGGGAUUUCGUGGAAGUAUUGGGUGGACCCGACAGCCACGCAUUCCGCACAUUCCGAGAGCUCUGCGUUCGAUCCUUCCUUGUGUUGCGACGUCAUUGCAUGGAAAUCAUCUUGUUGGUGGAAAUGCUGAAAGCAGGCAACGAGGAUUUAGCUUGUUUUCGUGGGCGUCCCGAUGACGCGAUCAAAGGUUUGAGAGAACGCUUUCGCUUGGAUCUGAGCGACCGAGCUUGUAGAGAAUACGUCCACGCUCUGAUUGAUGAAAGUCUCGAGAACUGGAGGACCAACUGGUACGACAGAUAUCAGAAGUAUUGUGUCGGUGUUUUGUAG
Molecule: messenger RNA, 4140 nt
Organism: Seminavis robusta
Lineage: Eukaryota; Bacillariophyta; Bacillariophyceae; Naviculales; Naviculaceae
Source: the annotation of a GenBank genome assembly